Messenger RNA from Gracilinanus agilis (Agile Gracile Mouse Opossum), 1902 nucleotides. It is a transcript of the gene SERINC5, whose product is annotated as serine incorporator 5. Gene Ontology annotation, cellular component: membrane. The record is from RefSeq and is a predicted model, not a curated record. NCBI's taxonomy places the organism in Eukaryota, Metazoa, Chordata, Mammalia, Didelphimorphia, Didelphidae. Bases 29 to 1414 code for a protein of 461 amino acids. The transcript is spliced from 12 exons.
AGAGCGCUGCUUCUCUGCAGUCGCCGCGAUGUCAGCCGCCUGCUGCGCAGGCCAGUUGGCAUGUUGCUGUGGAUAUGCUGGGUGUGCCCUGUGCUGCAAAUGCUGUCCCCGGAUCCGGCAGUCCAGGAGCACUCGUUUCAUGUAUGCAUUCUACUUCAUCCUCAUCUCUCUCAUCUGCUGUAUCAUGAUGUCCAAAACAGUAGCCACAGAGAUGAGGAAACACAUUCCUUUUUAUGAAGAUAUUUGCAAAGGCAUUAAAGCAGGGGACACUUGUGAGAAGCUGGUGGGCUACUCUGCAGUUUACAGAGUCUGUUUCGGAAUGGCCUGUUUCUUCUUCAUCUUCUGUUUAUUUACAGUCAAGAUUAACAACAGCAAGAGCUGCCGAGCCUACAUUCACAAUGGAUUCUGGUUCUUUAAACUUUUACUCUUGGUGGCCAUGUGCUCAGGAGCGUUCUUCAUUCCAGACCAAGACACAUUCCUGAACGCAUGGCGCUAUGUGGGAGCCAUUGGAGCUUUUGUCUUUAUAGGAAUACAGCUCAUCUUACUUGUGGAGUUUGCACAUAAAUGGAAUAAAAACUGGACCGCAGGCACCGUUCAUAAUAAAAUGUGGUAUGCCUUCCUCGCCCUGGUGACUCUUCUUAUGUACACGAUUGCUGUGGGAGCUCUGCUCCUGAUGGCCUGGUUUUACACAUGGGAGGAAGAAUGCUUGCAGAACAAAAUUUUCAUUGGUGUCAACGGAGGCCUCUGCCUACUUAUUUCACUGGUAGCCAUCUCGCCCUGUGUACAAAACCGGCAGCCUCACUCCGGGUUACUGCAGUCAGGUCUCAUUAGCUGCUAUGUCACCUAUCUCACUUUCUCAGCUCUCUCCAGCAAGCCUGUAGAGACAAUUUUGGAUAAAAACCAGAAGAACAUAACAAUCUGUUCACCUAACUUUGGCCAAGGUCUCUACAGAGAUGAAAACCUGGUCACAGGGCUGGGUACAGCUCUCCUGUUUGCUUGCAUCUUGUACUCUUGUUUAACAUCAACCACCCGGUCAAGUUCCGAGGCUCUGAGGGGAAGAUACGCUGCCCCUGAACUGGAAGUAGCUCGUUGCUGUUUUUGCUUUGCUCCUGAUGGAGAAGAUGCUGAGGAACCAGAUGCUCGGAGGGGAGGACAGCAAGUCAUCUAUGAUGAAAAGAAAGGCACUGUCUACAGCUAUACCUACUUUCAUUUUGUCUUUUUCUUGGCCUCCCUUUAUGUGAUGAUGACCGUCACCAACUGGUUUAACUAUGAAGGUGCCCACAUUGAAAAAUUCUUCAGCGGAAGCACAUCUUUCUUCUGGGUCAAGAUGGCAUCUUGUUGGAUGUGUGUCCUCAUCUAUCUGUGGACCCUCAUAGCUCCUCUCUGCUGUCCCACCAGAGAAUUCUCCGUAUGAAAGAUCUGAGAGUCCUUCUUUUAUCAAUAACUGUCAUUUAUGUCAGUUAUACCUGUCAGUUUGACCAAUCUGCCAACGAAAAGACUGUAUUUUUUAAAAGUGUUUUUUUUAAAGUAAUGAGUAAUGUGAGUUAUGAUUGGGGUCCUAAAUAACACCUGUGAAGUCGCUAAAACCAGGUUGGCCCAAACUGGGUCAGGGAAGGCAAGCAUUCUACAGGAAUGUUUAGAUUAUGUUGAGUUUCUGUCCUUGUGAUAUAAUGAAGGAAACAUACCAGUUACUAUGGGAAGCAUUUAAAAAAAAAAUCUUAAGAAGAAAGAAUUGUUUGGAUCCACAAUGAUUAUAGAUGAUACAUACUAUACAUAUGCUUUUGACUUCCAUGACCUUUUAUAAAAGUGCGGCAUUAAGUCCAAGUUCAACAAAUAUUAAUUAAGUGCCUAUGAUGUGCAAAGCACAAUACUAGGUGCUGGGGUGGGGAUGUUGUUAGGAUA